UCUCUUUUUUCCUCCUACGGUAGGAGGAGCGACUGAGCCAGAGCUUCUUCGCUUCUAUUGCUUUUUUCGUCUACUUUUUAUCACUCUUCACUGACUCUAUCACUAUCUCUCUUUGAUGGCUUUGGAAGAGGAAGUGCAAAGGGAUGAAAUUGGGGUUCUGUUGCAGAGGGUAAGCUCUGACGUCGCGGAAGACAGAUUAUCCGGUUCUUGCUCAUCGUCGUCGUCGUCGUCGGCGGCGGUGGCAGAGGCGGAGGCGGAGAUGGAGAAGACGCAUUCAGGUAACGGUUCAAAAUGUAGAGUGGACCGGAUGGUGAAGAUUGAGCUCGAUGCGGCGCGAGCUUUAGCAGAUUUUGCGCAUUUAGUGCGGCUUGAGAGCGAAAACCCUAGCGGUGAAUCGGGCGGGAAGUGGGGGAAUAAAGGGAGGAGGUCGAGGAAGAGAAUUAAGAGUGAGCCUCCGGCGAGGGACUUGGGGAGCGUGAAGUUUCAGUAUUCUAAGGAUGAUACUAUGUUAGAUCAGAGGCAUCAUACCCAAAAUGCCAUAAUAGAAACAGUAGAAAGAGUGAAGGUUGAACAGGAUACUGGAAUACCUAGAUCAAAUGCUAUAUUGUCCACAGGUUGUGCAUCAUUUGUUAGAGGCAGGUCAAAGCGAAAUUUGACUGAGGCUGAAAAGGAAGCACGGAGAUUACGUAGGGUAUUAGCAAAUAGGGAAUCAGCUAGGCAGACCAUUCGCCGUAGGCAGGCCAUGUGUGAGGAGUUGACAAGAAAAGCUGAUGAUCUAGCACGGGCCAAUGAGAACAUGAAGCGGGAAAAGGAUUUGGCUGUGAAAGAAUAUAAGUUGCUGAAAGAAAGAAAUGAACAGUUAAAAUCACGGAUAGCCAAGAAAGUAAAGGCUGCAGUGCAAGGAACACCAGAAGAAACUGCAUCAACCCAUGUUGAGAUACCAGCACCUUCAGCUUCAGAGCUGCCAUUUCUCAUCUACAAUGGGCUCCCAUUUCCACCUUUUAUUUGCCCCUCCAUCAUCCAAGCGUUUAAUCCUGUCCAAAUGCAACCUGUUCAUGCUACCAUGCUGCAAGAUCAAGUGCAUCCCAUCUCAUCACAUGAACAAGGAAACACCCCAUUUCCUAACGAGCCAAGAACUCCCUUUUAUCUAUUGCCAUGUCCAUGGUACUUCCCUCUUCCUGACCAUAGAAACCACCCCCAGCCUCACCCCAUGGCCUCAUCUGGUUCGAGGGAUAAACAAGAAGAUGCUUCUAACAAUGACCAGCGUGAUGGGGAAUCUUCAAAAGAAAUAUUAAAUGUAGAUAGCAACAACCCAUCUUUAAACAUGGAAGUCAAAAUAGAUGUUUCAAGUUCUACAGAAGCAAACUCUGGGAACAAUCCUCCUGAAAUUGAAUUCCCGACAGCUGGAGGUCAGACAUUGGGACCUUAUCCUCAGGGAGCAAUACAUAUGCCUUCGCUUCAUAGAUGCACCAGACGUGCUUCUGCUGCCAAGGGUGAGAAAGAGGUCCAUCCGCAUUCUACUUGCACAGAUGAACCUGUUUCUUCAACAGCUAGUCAUGCUGCAAGUCCUUUGCGAGAAAAGAUACAUGCACCUACAAUGCACUCGAGUAAGAGACUGGUGGAUGUGGCUGUUGCAGCUGCGGCUCGAAAGAGGAGGAAGGAACUCACAAAGCAAAAAAACCUCUGUGAGAAAGAGGUCCAUCUACUUUCUACUUGCGCAGAUGAACCUGUUUCUUCCACAGCUAGUCAUGUUGCAAGCCCUUCACAAGAAAAGAUGCCGGUACCUACAAUGCACUCGAGUAGCAGACUGGUGGAUGCAGCUGUUGCAGCUGAGGCUCGAAAGAAGAGGAAGGAACUCACAAAGCGAAAAAACCUCCUCUGUAAGAAAGAGGUCCGUCCACAUUCUACUUGCGCAGAUGAACCUGUUUUUUCCACAGCCAGUCAUGUUGCAAGCCCUUCAGGAGAAGAGAUGCAUGCACCUACAAUGCACUUGAGUAAGAGCCUGGUGGAUGUGGCCGUUGCAGCUGAGGCUCGAAUGAGGAGGAAGGAACUCACAAAGCAAAAGAACCUUUGUAAGAAAGAGGUCCAUGUCCAUCCACAUUCUACUUGUGCAGAGGAACCUGUUUUUUCUACAGUUAGUCAUGUUGCAAGCCCUUCGCAAGAAGAGAUGCAUGUACUUACAAUGUACUCGAGUAGGAGAUUGGUGGAUGCGGCUGUUGCAGCUGAGGCUCAAAAGAGGAGGAAGGAACUCACAAGGGAAAAAAGCCAUUGUGAGAAGGAGGUCCAUCCACAUUCUGCUUGCGGAGAUGAACCUGUUUCUUCGAUAGCUAGUCAUGUUGCAAGCCCUGUGCGAGAAAAGAUGCAUGCGCCUACAAUGCACUUGAGCAAGAGACUGGUGGAUGCAGCUAUUGCAGCUGUGGCUCGAAAGAGGAGGAAGGAACUCACAAAGCUAAAAAACCGUUCUGAGAAAGAGGUCCAUCCUCAUUCUAUUUGUGCAGAUGAACCUCUUUCUUCCACAGCUAGUCAUGUUGCAAGCCCUUUGCAAGAAAAGAUGCAUGCACCUGUUAGACUGGUGGAUGCUGCUGUUGCAGCUCUCGCUCGAAAGAGGAGGAAGGAACUCACAAAGCAAAAAAAUCUUCAUGGUCGGCAAGAAAAAGUGCAUGUACCUACUAGACUGGUGGAUGCUGCUGUUGCAGCUGUGGCUCGAAAGAGGAGGAAGGAACUCACAAAACAAAAAAACCUUCAUGGUCGGCAACUACGGCUACACUGUUGAGGGCUUACAACAACCUGUUUCUUGGAGCUUGAUUUGUGAUCAGCAUCUGGAUCUGAAGUGACUUAUAGAUUUGAUUCUAGUGAACAAGUGUGUCACUAGAAUUUUAAGAGAUUGUAGAAUACAGCACGAGUCGAAGAUUUUAAUGGAACAGCGGAGAUUUUGGUUACUUCGAAUGCAUGUGAAUUGACCGUAUAGUUUAUACUUUACCCGUGGAGGCAUCAAUUUUUUGAAGGAGGCUGUUGUUCACUGUAACAGAGCGUAUCGCCAUUUUGUAAGGCUUCAAAAUGGAGUUGGGAAAGGGAUUAGAUGGGAAGAUCCGAAGAUUUAAAGGAAUGAUCUCUGCAUAUCUUCAACCUUCCAAGUUCCAACAGCUGUUGUGUAAUUUUUUGUGGGAACUACAACUUUUUUAUUAAUUUGCAGUUCUGAAUGAUUCCAAGUUUUGCCUGAGCUAUUCUGGUU
Messenger RNA from Nelumbo nucifera (sacred lotus), 3232 nucleotides. RefSeq lists its product as uncharacterized. Gene Ontology annotation, cellular component: nucleus. Gene Ontology annotation, biological process: regulation of DNA-templated transcription. Gene Ontology annotation, molecular function: sequence-specific DNA binding; DNA-binding transcription factor activity. Lineage: Eukaryota; Viridiplantae; Streptophyta; Magnoliopsida; Proteales; Nelumbonaceae. The record is from RefSeq and is a predicted model, not a curated record.